This is a messenger RNA of Parathielavia appendiculata, 222 nucleotides long. RefSeq lists its product as uncharacterized. The transcript has 2 exons. The record is from RefSeq and is a predicted model, not a curated record. The annotation marks the transcript as partial. NCBI's taxonomy places the organism in Eukaryota, Fungi, Ascomycota, Sordariomycetes, Sordariales, Chaetomiaceae.
AUGCGCGCCUUCACUCUCUCUCUCGCCGCCGUUGCCCUCGGGCUCGCCAGCGCUCACACCUACCCCAAUUGCGAGUCGGACAACUGCUACCGCAAUCUGAUCGACGAGCGCUUCAAGGAGGACGCCAAGUCUUUCUGCUUUGAGUUCCUCGCCGGCACCACCACCGCUCCGUCGGCCAUCCCCACCCAGUUCAACAACUGCGACUCCAACGUCAAGGCUGUC